Brachypodium distachyon (stiff brome) is the source of this 2066-nucleotide messenger RNA. RefSeq names its product shewanella-like protein phosphatase 2. The record is from RefSeq and is a predicted model, not a curated record. The transcript has 2 exons. Lineage: Eukaryota; Viridiplantae; Streptophyta; Magnoliopsida; Poales; Poaceae. The coding region runs from base 66 to 1310 and encodes 414 amino acids. Gene Ontology annotation, molecular function: hydrolase activity.
CGGCCCCAAGAAAUCUGUCCAUCCCCCGAAGCCCACCAAAUCCCCCCAAACAGGAGCAGCCCAAGAUGGCCUCCCCCAACGUCGUCCCCACCUGCGGCGACCUCCCCGCCGCCGUCGCCGCCUUCGCCGACGCCUUCGUCGACUUCGCCGUAUCCGGCAUCUUCUUCCCCGCUGCCUCUCUCCCUGCUCCUCCUCCGCCCGCCACCCCCACCACCUUCCUCCCCUCCCCCUCGCGCCUCGUCGCCAUCGGCGACCUCCACGGCGACCUCGCCAAGUCCCUCGCCGCGCUCCGCCUCGCGGGCCUCCUGCCGGCCUCCAACAACGACCCCGGGCCAAGCUCCACCUCCUGGGCCGCCGGCCCGACCCUCGCCGUCCAGCUCGGCGACAUCCUGGAUCGCGGCGGCGACGAGCUCCGGCUCCUGUACUUCCUCCGCCGCCUCAGCAUCUCCGCCGCGGCGCAGGGCGGCGCGCUGCUCCCGAUCCUCGGCAACCACGAGGUCAUGAACGUGGCCGGCGACUACCGCUUCGUCACCCCGGAGGGCCUCAGGGAGUUCUCCGCCUGGGCCGGCUGGUACCGGGCCGGGCUCGCCAUCAAGCGCCGCUGCGGUGGCCUCGAGCCGCCGAAAAACCCUUUCCUCGGCGUCCCCAAGGCUUUCCCCGGCGUCAAGGCGGAGUUCUGGGACGGCUUCCGGUCCCGCCUCGCCGCGCUACGGCCCGAGGGCCCCAUCGCGCGGAGGUUCCUGGCUGACCUCCCCACCGUCCUCGUCGUCGGCGAUUCCGUGUUCGUCCACGGCGGCCUGCUCGAGGCCCAUGUCGAGUAUGGCAUCGAGCGGAUCAAUGCGGAGGUCAGUGACUGGAUCCGUGGUGGGCGCGGCGACAAUGCCAGGGCGCCGGAGCAUGUUUCUGGCCGGGACGCGGUGGUGUGGCUCAGGAGGUUCUCCGAAGGCUUCAAUUGUGACUGCCAGAGGCUCCAGGGCGUUCUGGGGAUGCUCCCUGGGACAAAGAGGAUGGUGAUGGGGCACACGAUACAGAGCGAGGGGAUCAAUGCAGUGUGCGGGGCGCAGGCGGUCAGGGUGGAUGUUGGUUUGUCAAGGGGAUGUGGGAACGGCCUACCGGAGGUGCUCGAGAUCAAUGGGGGUGGAUCAGAGGUGAGGGUGAUCACGACAGAUCCAGCCGAGGCCUGGCAGUACCGGAAGCAGAAGCCGGAGAAGGCUACCGCUGCAUUAGAGAAGAAGGGGGAGGUAAAGGAUGGGCUUGCAUUGUUGGUAAGGGAAAGCCAUGUGUUGAAAGGUGUAGAAGCUAAGGCUUAGUUUAGGGUAACUUGAGGAUAGUGAUUGUUUUGGUAAUCCUCAUUUGGGAUUGCCAUGUUGAAUUGGGGGGCAACUGAAGCUAGAGGUCAGAAGUGUUGGGUUUAAGGAUAUGUUGACUGAUUCAAUAAUGGUUAUCCACGGAAGAAAGGAAAGCAGCCAGUGAUUUAUCAAUUGCCCUUUUUUAUGAAGAUCAAGGAUUCAGCAAUUCAUCCAUUAUUUAUCUUCUUCCCACACCGGGGGACAUUUCUCUUGGCAAUCAGUACAAUUGUUGAUUGGUGAUGCUACAAGUACAGACUAAACAUCAACAGGUGCUGUCAUAUGCGCGCAAGACGCAAGAGUAACAGGCCAGCUGCACAAUGGGAGGACGAAAAUUACUAUGCAACUAUGACAAACACCAUGGAAAUGUUCACUCCAUGUCUUCGCUAGAAGAAGAAAAUCAGUGGAGGUGGCAGAUUUGCCUGUAAAGAAUGGUCAGUUCAUGGAAGUUGAACCAACUUCAUGGGCAAUAUUGGCUGUCUGUAAAAACAAAGUGUCAUCUAACUGUCUUGCUGUCUAGAAUCUUGAGCUGGAACCAAUCAACAUCUGUUCAUUCUCUAGAUCAUUAUUCGUCGUCACCCUGGGCUCCAGCCGCACUGUUUUAUGAGCAAUAAUUCUGCCUAUCGUAGUCAGACAGUGUAUUGUACAAGCAGAUAGGAAGUCAUGCUAACAUCAAAUUUACAGUAUGUCACCCUGAAAUAUGAAUUUUAUUGGAGUGCA